CCACAUCUCAUCUUCGUUUUCGUUUUCUAGAUGUCUGGUAACACUAAUAGCGAUAUACUCAUUGCUGGCGCAAUUGCGGCGUUCACAGUUGAUCUGCUUGUAUACCCUCUCGAUACACUCAAGACACGAUUUCAAUCGCCAGACUAUGCACGACUUUAUACAAACUCGGCAACGGGGAAGCCGAAUCCCGCGUUGUUCCGGGGCAUGUACCAGGGAAUCGGCAGUGUGAUCAUUGCAACAUUACCAUCAUCAGGAGCAUUCUUCACCACCUACGAGCGCACAAAAUCACUUUUCACCAAUCUCAACUCCACAUGCUCACACCCCAAUGGCUUCCUACCAACACCCGUCAUACACGCAGCCGCCUCCUCCCUGGCCGAACUGGUGUCCUGCGCCAUCCUUACGCCCGCUGAGGUCAUCAAGCAAAAUGCCCAAAUGGUAUCUUCAGACCACUCUUCCACCAACGCUACGAUUCAGACAUUACAAAAAUUCCGCUCGAAUCCAUUGGCCCUGUGGCGUGGCUACGCUUCUUUAGCGGGCAGAAAUCUGCCGUUCACUGCUAUGCAGUUCCCCAUGUUUGAGCGUCUAAAGCAGGGCAUUCGAGAGUAUCGGGAUGAGAAAGGGCUUACGACUGGUACGAUUGUGGAGAGUGGGACGAUUACAGCGUUUAGUGCAGGUACGGCGGGUAGUAUUGCGGCGGUCAUCACGACGCCGGUGGACGUGCUCAAGACGAGAAUCAUGUUGAGCGCUGCUGAGGGUGGUUAUUCGUCUGAGUCGUCGGGGAAGAGUGAGAAGGCGAAUGGCAGUGGCAAGAAUGGGUUGGUAGAUGCGCUUGGGGAGUCCGUGAAGAAGCCGAGAAAAAACCAGAAAGGAACAUGGCAAAUCACGCAGGAAAUCGUGCAAGAGCAGGGGUACAAGGGUCUAUGGAGAGGUGGUGCGUUGAGGGCUGUAUGGACGUUUGUGGGCGCUGGGUUGUAUCUUGGUGCAUACGAGAGUGGGAGAGUAUACCUGGCAGCGCGGAGAGGGGAACAUGUGGAUGAAGCAGACCUCAUGUAGAACACCUUGAAAGAGACAUAUCCAUUAGGAUCCACAAAUGAACAACAAAGACCGUGG
Messenger RNA from Macroventuria anomochaeta, 1110 nucleotides. RefSeq names its product mitochondrial carrier. The coding region runs from base 31 to 1053 and encodes 340 amino acids. Lineage: Eukaryota; Fungi; Ascomycota; Dothideomycetes; Pleosporales; Didymellaceae. The record is from RefSeq and is a predicted model, not a curated record. Gene Ontology annotation, molecular function: S-adenosyl-L-methionine transmembrane transporter activity. Gene Ontology annotation, cellular component: mitochondrial inner membrane. The transcript has 3 exons.